Molecule: messenger RNA, 2214 nt
Organism: Caenorhabditis remanei
Lineage: Eukaryota; Metazoa; Nematoda; Chromadorea; Rhabditida; Rhabditidae
Exons: 7
Coding region: 1-2214 (737 amino acids)
Biological process (GO): GMP biosynthetic process
Cellular component (GO): cytosol
Molecular function (GO): ATP binding; GMP synthase (glutamine-hydrolyzing) activity; GMP synthase activity
Source: RefSeq, a predicted model, not a curated record
AUGUUGGACAUCAGCGAGGACAGUCAACAUUCCACGAACAAAGCUCCACCACCAAAAAAACCACUGGAAGAUCAUAUGGAAAGUGUCAACAUGAAUGGAAGUCAUGUUACCCUUGUGGAGAACCUCCCAGUCGAAAAAGUUAAAAGCGGUGACCGAAUCGCCAUUCUUGAUUUCGGUGCACAGUAUGGAAAAGUUAUUGAUCGUCGCGUUCGAGAACUUCGUGUUCAGUCCGAAAUGUUUCCAUUGAACACUACUGCCAAGCAAAUUCUCGAUCUGGGCGGAUUCAAGGCUAUUAUCAUCUCAGGAGGACCGAACUCAGUUUAUGCUGUAGAUGCACCUACUAUUGAUCCAGAAAUCUUCACUUGCGGAUUGCCUGUUCUUGGAAUCUGUUACGGAUUUCAAUUAAUGAACAAGCUGAAUGGGGGAAAUGUUUCACGCGAACAUAUUAGAGAAGAUGGCGCAUGUGAAAUUCAAAUUGACACCCGUGUGGCGCUCUUUAAUGGGCUCGAUGAUGUAGAAACUGUGUUGCUUACUCAUGGAGACAGUGUAUCGGAUUCUACGGUUGCCCCAGAUUUUCAAGUUAUGGCAAAGAGUGGACAUCACGUUGCAGGAAUUUGUAAUGAGCAACGCAAGUUGUACGGUGUCCAGUUUCACCCCGAAGUAGAUCUCACUACUCACGGAUCAAAAAUGUUCGAGAAUUUCUUGUUCAAAAUCGUCGGAUGCUGUGGGAACUUUACCAUUCAAAACCGCGAGCAAGCUUGUAUUGAUGAGAUCAAAAAUAUUGUUGGCGAUAAGAAGGUACUGGUCAUGGUCUCCGGUGGUGUUGAUUCCGCAGUAUGCGCCGCUUUGCUCAGUCGUGCUCUUGGACCGAAUAGGGUAACAGCUAUUCACAUCGAUAAUGGAUUCAUGCGUCACGAGGAAAGUGAUGCUGUUGAGAAAAGUCUAGCUGCUCUCAACUUGCCUGUUCAUAGAUACAAUUAUGGAACAACUUUUCGCUCAAGCGGCGAGCAUGCACAAGAAGGAGAGAUGUCCUUAGACGAGUGUGAUGAUCCAGAGUUGAAAAGGAGAAUUAUUGGAAACACCUUCAUUCGAGUUAAAGAUCUCAUUAUGAAAGACUUGAAUAUCACCCACGAAGAAUACUUCCUUGCUCAAGGAACACUCCGUCCUGAUCUUAUCGAAAGCGCGAGUGCUCUUGCUUCUGGUCACGCGGACACGAUUAAGACCCAUCACAAUGAUACAGCCCUAGUUCGAGAUCUGCGGAAUUUAGGAAAAGUUGUGGAACCACUGAAAGAUUUCCACAAAGAUGAAGUUCGCGAGUUGGGAAAAGAUCUCGGGCUCCCCGAACAAAUUGUACAACGCCAUCCGUUCCCAGGACCCGGACUUGCUAUUCGAAUUCUUUGUGCAGCUGACAGACGUCCAGAGUUCUACUUCGAUCUACCAGUUUUCGACGAAGAGGUACAUGGUUCCAUUCAAGAGCUAACUGAGAAGUUGAUCAGUGCUGCUGUUAAUCCGAGUCAAGGAAUCUACGAAUAUCAUCGUCUGGAGAAAGCUCGAACUGAUACUUUGUUAUCCCUCUCGCAAAGAGAUAGAAUACUCGCUGAAAAACAAACGUUUCAAAUCAGUGCACACGUUCUUCCAAUCAAGACAGUUGGAGUGCAAGGCGAUGCUAGAAGUUACUCGUAUGCAGUCGCGUUGUCUACUGAUGAACGUCCGAUUCCAUGGCAACUUCUCUUCGCAUACGCGUCAGUAAUUCCAAAACUGUUUCACGGAAUCAAUAGAGUGUGCUACGCAUUUGGAAGGAAAAUCGAAAAUUCUAUUGAAGAUCUGACUCGAACUCUCCUUGUUCCACAAAUAGUUACAAAACUGCAAAUGGCGGAUCAUAUUGCAAGCAAUGUGUUGUUUGCACGUGAACCUGCUUAUACCGGAGUUACUCUUCAAAAUGUAGGACACAAAAUUCAGCAGAUGCCCGUUGUACUGCUACCUAUCGACUUUGAUCGCGAGAAAUGUGCUGCUGGUUCAUACAAACACUCAAUUGUUCUCAGACCUUUUGUUACUUCCGAUUUUAUGACUGGCCAAGCAGCAAUUCCUGGAAUUCAUAUUCCGGAAGAGACAUUACUCGAGAUGGACUAUGCUAUCAGAAGCAACGUUCUCGGAAUUUCUCGAGUUCUUCUUGACAUGACUUGCAAGCCACCAGGAACCACCGAAUGGGAAUAA